This is a messenger RNA of Mollisia scopiformis, 552 nucleotides long. RefSeq lists its product as uncharacterized. Lineage: Eukaryota; Fungi; Ascomycota; Leotiomycetes; Helotiales; Mollisiaceae. Bases 1 to 552 code for a protein of 183 amino acids. The transcript has a single exon. The record is from RefSeq and is a predicted model, not a curated record.
AUGGAAUGUGAGCAAUGCAAUACUCAGGAGCAGACACUGGUCACCCUUUCUCAGAUCGCUGCUGGUCUUCUCAACUUCUACGUGGCCGCAUUCUCGUCCUACUCGAUUGCUGAACUCGAAGGAGAAGCUCCCCAGAGUGUAUACUCGACUUCGCAUGCUACACCCGCAGCCUCCUCACAUCGUCUCAUAACCCUGGCACCAGAUUUGUCCCCAAAAGACACACACACUAGCAGUUCUUCUUCCGCUUCAUCUCCGCCCUCCACUUCACUCUCAAGGAUAUGUAUACCCAGCCAAAUGACUCUUGGAGAGAGUCAACUGGACGCAUCAGAGUCUCGGAUACUCGCCGAACAACUCCUAGCAGACUGCUUGUUGGGAUUGGAUGCUUCGUUAGGAGAUCUCGAGACUGCCAUCGAUGAUAUACUACACAAUGAUCAUGCUUGGCAGACGAGUGGCCGAUUGGUAGCAACGAAAGCACUCGUUGUCGAGACAAUGAACCGGCUGGCUAAAGCAAUUGGACAGCUGCGGUUUGAGGCAGCGAGUUUUGGAAAUUGA